Cucumis sativus (cucumber) is the source of this 3376-nucleotide messenger RNA. RefSeq lists its product as hypothetical. The record is from RefSeq and is a predicted model, not a curated record. The transcript is spliced from 10 exons. NCBI's taxonomy places the organism in Eukaryota, Viridiplantae, Streptophyta, Magnoliopsida, Cucurbitales, Cucurbitaceae. Bases 216 to 1574 code for a protein of 452 amino acids.
GGAUAUUUUUCCAAGUUCAUAAAUAUUUCAAGUAGUUGUUUGUUGUUAUUAUUAUUUUGGUUUGGGAGGAGGUGCGGAUAUGAGAGUUAGGUCUCGAAAUAGUGUCAACUCAUUCAGUCGCCUCUGAAGCUCAGCUCCGGUCUCAGCCUCGGGCAAUCAUCUUUACUCUCAAUGGUUUUGGCUCUUCAGUUCGUAUUUCUUCUUCUUUCACCGAUAUGACUACAAGAGUUCCAGUUCAACAUUACGAUCUCCCAACACCCAAUUCUUUCAUCGGUACCGCUCUUCAUGAUCUCAACACUUCACAUGGAAGCCCUUCUGACGUUGAAGCCAUCAGCGACGUUGAUCGCGACGCUGUCACUGAUGAUCGCUUGGACGACGAUCAAGAUUCCACUGCUGUUGACUGUAUACACGAAUCUUACAGAAGCUCUUUACCUAUUCAUACUGUGGGAGUUGAAGAAGAUCGCUCAAGUCUUGAGAAUACUGGGUCUUCUAGGUUGUCUUAUGACUCUUUAACUGUAGAGGAUAUUUCACCUAUUGAAGCAGCACGAGCAAGAUUUCUGCAGAUCAUUGUGGAUCAUUUUAUUCAUGAUCAUAUUCUCGAAGUGACUGAGACUGACAAUGAUUAUAUCUCUCAGUCUGGACAGGAUAAAUUGACAAAGAGGAAGACUAAGGAAGUCCAGUAUGAAGCGGAUCCAAAAUUUGUCUUACCCUUGAUGUAUGUUGCAAAUAUGUAUGAAACACUUGUUAAUGAUGCAAACAUAAGGCUUGCUUCCUUGAGUGGCAUCCGUGAUAAAAAUAUUGGGGUAGCCCUUGAAGCAGCUGGGGGUUUGUACAGAAAGCUGGCUCAGAAAUUCCCCAAAAAAGGCCCUUGCACAUAUAAGAGAAGAGAACUUGCAACUUCUCUUGAAACAAGGACUAGGUUUCCAGAACUGGUAGUUCAAGAAGAGAAGCGGGUUCGUUUUGUGGUUGUUAAUGGUUUAGACAUUGUUGAAAAACCCAAUAGAAUGUCGACUGAAGAUGCUGAAUGGUUUAGACGAUUAACAGGUCGUAGUGAGGUAGCUGUGUCUGCUCAGGACUACAAGUUCUAUUCACCAAGGCAUAAAUAUAGGCGAGUUGCAGCAAAUUCUGUGUCCAGCAUUUCCAGUUUGAAUACAUUUUCCAGCGGUGACAAUUCUUCUACUCUGGCUGGUGGUCAAGCAUUCCGCUCUCCCGGUGAACAACAGACACCCUGCAAACAUCAUAUCCAACAACUGCCUCAUCAGCCUCAAUUUCAGUCUAUCCAUCAGAAUCAUCAUCAGUCCAUGCACCAAAGUCAACAUACUUCCCACUUUGCUCACAAUCAUCAUUGUGGUCAACCUUCACAGUUACAGGAUAUUUCCCAUACUCAUCAUUCUCCAACAUUGUCACAACACAUGGCUUCCUUGCAACCUCUUUCAGGUGGUCAUGUUGGUGGGCGCUUGCAUCAUGGGCUGCCAUCCAGUCCAGCCAAGUUCUGUGAUGAAUGUGGAGCUCCAUAUUUAAGAGAAACCUCUAAGUUCUGCUCAGAAUGUGGUGUCAAGAGGUUGGGAAUUUGAUGUGUAUUGUAUAAUGAUCAUUGUUAGUCUCUAAAAAGAAAAAAGAAAAGAAACUAAAUGUUGUAUUUGUAUUUGUAUUUAGUUUUCUUCAAGUUAGUCCACAUUGAGUUUUCUGCUAUCUUUGUACAUAUUUAGAACUUAAGUACACAUGCACAUGUACUUACCAUACCCAUCAUAUUUGAGUCAUAUCUUAAAGGGGCAUUUGACACGUGGAUUCUAAGAAUAUUAAGUUGUAACUUAAGUUGAUGCAUUAGGUACUAUAUAUAUAUAGACUUUACUAAGAAACAUUCUUUCACAUAAACUUACCUGAACAAAACCUAUUUUAUUGGUUGUAGAAGUGUAUUCUUGUUCUUGAGAACCAUUGUUUCACUUUGUCUUAAAAGGAUAAAUUAUGUUACAUUUAGGGCCUGUUUGGGCCUUAGGUUGGAGUGGAUUAUAGCCCAAAUCUGGCGAUAGCAAAAAAUGAACCCUAUCGGUUCAAUAUGCAAGGGUCAACCCAACCUAAAAAGUCGGGUGGGGUUGAGUUGGAUUGGCGGGUUGUUUAUUAUAUUAUACACAUAGUCAGGUUGGGCUGGUUCAACUCGACCUCUUACUUGCACAACCUGACUCAAUUUUUUUUGUCCAAUUUUCUAACCCAACCCAACCUUUUCGGUUUGAGUUGGGUAAUCCGGAUUGGUCGGCUUAGCUGAUUUUUUUGAACACCUGUAUCCCUCACUUUGCUUCCUUCUAAAAUCCGGUACUGGCAACCUUCUACUUCUCCUGCUUCCCUUCUCCGUUCUCACUCACUCGUUUCCUUCUAUUUUGACCAUACUCUAUUUCCUUCUAAAAUCUGCCAUGGCGGACCUUGAAACUGCAUCGGUUGGGAAAUUCUGGUACCGACGAUUGGGAUACAGCAAGGAAUUUGAGGAGGCGUUCGGUAGAUCUAGAGAAGGGAGCAGAAGGGAUUAGGAAGAGAUGGAGGCGGCGGCGAUGGUAGUUCAGAAUGAGAAAGGGUUCUUCUUCUUUGUCGAUUGUGAGGAUGUUGAAGAAACUGAGAAUUCCAAGCUUGAGGAAGCUUUUGAGGCGGUAAUGGCAACUGGUGAAUACAAUGAGAGGAUCGAUUGCGAAGGUAUUGAAGAGAUUUAGAUGGGAGAUCUUUUUGCUGGAAAUUAUUUGUUUCUUCAGGUUAAUCCAAGCUCUAUGAAAUGCUUGUAGAAUCAUCAUCAUCAUCAGGAAUUUCCCUCAAACUUAUUCACUUCCAAGCUUUACCUAAUUAGUAAUCAGUAUAGUUUGGUUUUCUUCUUAAUUUCUCUUAUAAUUGUUGAGUUUUAUGUGAUUUCUCACUGCUUUUGAAAUUUGAAUGUUAAUUAAUAACCAACAACUGAAGCUGUUGACAUGGAGCUGAGAGAUGACUUGGAGCGUUUGAAAAGGAUCAGAAACCAACGUGGUCUGAGGCAUUACUGGGUCUUUGUGUCCGUGGUCAGCACACUAAGACUACCGGUCGCCGAGGGAAGACUAUUGGGUGUCUCUAAGAAGCGUUAAACAAUGUCUGUUUUUAUUUUGCUUCGCAAGCAAAGUUUCUGUUGGAUGCAAUAUCUUAGGUUGAUAGAAUUGGUUGUUUGAGAUUGGGUUUAGAACUUUUUGGAUUUGGCUAUGGAGUUUCUUAAGAUUGAAAUCCCAGAGGAGCUUAUUUUUCUCCAUUAUCUGCUUUGCAUUGUGUUUUGGUGUUUGGUGUUGAUUAAUGUUAUAGCCAUUUGAUAAUUUGAUUAGUAACCAUUUGACUUUUAUAUAUACAUACAUAUUGGGAAACUUAUGAUGGGAAA